Lampris incognitus (smalleye Pacific opah) is the source of this 1002-nucleotide messenger RNA. It is a transcript of the gene lrrc39, whose product is annotated as leucine rich repeat containing 39. Gene Ontology annotation, molecular function: protein binding. The record is from RefSeq and is a predicted model, not a curated record. The coding region runs from base 1 to 1002 and encodes 333 amino acids. Lineage: Eukaryota; Metazoa; Chordata; Actinopteri; Lampriformes; Lampridae. The transcript has 7 exons.
AUGACUACUAUGGUGGUAUGUUUUGGGUCUGUCAGCUCCAUCAAGGCCCUCUGGGAAACCAGGAUCAAGAAAAGUAAAGAGGAUUUGCAUAGACAGACUCACCAGGAGAAAGGUACCAUAUGUAGGUUGGCCCAUGUAUGGGAAGACCGCAUUGUCUUGGCGAAGUUAAAUGAGAAGGUUGUGACGGAAGAUGGUCGGGUCAUUCUAAGGAUUGAGAAAGAAGAGUGGAAGGUUUUACCUCCAGCAUUGGUCCAGCUAACCCAGGUGCAGGAAUGGCAGAUCCACCGGAGUGGACUACAAAAUAUCCCUGAUUUCAUCUCGAGUUUUGACAGUCUGCUUGUCCUUGACCUUUCCCGCAAUGCCAUCACAGAGAUUCCGAGACAGAUUGGGAAGCUGAGACAGUUGAGAGAGCUGCUGGUCAGCUAUAACAGAUUAAAAACGAUCCCUGAAGAGUUGGGAUGUUGUGAGAAUCUUGAGAAACUGGAGCUGGCGAUGAACAGAAACCUCAGUGAUCUUCCCAUUCAGCUUCGGAACCUGAGGAAGCUCCACCACUUGGACUUGUCUAUGAACCAGUUCACUGACAUCCCAGACUGCGUAGUAAGCAUGCCAGCAUUAGAGUGGUUAGACAUGGGAGGAAACAGGCUGCAGUGUUUACCAGAGGACAUCCACAGGAUGGAGAAACUUCACACACUGUGGCUGCAGAGGAAUGAACUGGAGUAUCUACCUGAUAACAUCAGCCUCGUGCCAUGUCUGGAAACACUGGUGCUCAGCAGCAACAAGCUCAGAGACAUCCCCCCCGCCAUGGAAAAUAUGGUCAAUCUGAGAUUUGUGAAUUUCCGGGACAAUCCUCUAACAUUUGACGUGGAACUGCCAGGCCAGGGGGCCGGUGAAGAUGAGGACGACAGGGAGAUGUUUGGACGGGAGUUCAUGUACACCUACAUCCAAGAGGCCCGCAAGAGAGCCUACGCUCUGCUCCACGUGUGCUGUGUCAGUAAUAAGUAG